AUGGAGGCGGCAGAGAACGGUGACUUUCAGCAAGAAGAUGAAGAAGACGAGGUGUUUAUCCAGACCUGGAUCCCAAGCAAUUUGAAUCAGGUUUCUGACCAACGGUUCUUGGAUCGGGAGCUUGAGAAGAGGCAGCGCGGGGAGGAGGUUCUUUACGAACGACUUCUAGCAUCUGACGAACCGAGUGUCGAGGAUGAGCCAGCACCGGGCGAAGCGAAGCAGAUUGCGAACAACAGCGAAAGCGACGACGAGCCUGAGGACCCUGACGAGGCUGCCUCUGGCUCGGAACUGGAGGAAGGAGCCAAGAAUGAUGGGCACAGACCGGAUGGAAUGGACAAGGCAGAGUGGAAACGGAAGGUGAAGGAGGAAAAGCGGGAGAAGCGAAAGGACAAAGUGCCAAAGGCACUCAAGAAGAAAUUUCGCAAGCAAGCCGCACAGGGGCGAUGA
Messenger RNA from Symbiodinium necroappetens, 447 nucleotides. Lineage: Eukaryota; Dinophyceae; Suessiales; Symbiodiniaceae. The record is from the annotation of a GenBank genome assembly.